AAACUCGCACAUGAGUACCUACUCUUACUGUAUUUUCAAGAAACGGAACGAACCUGCUUGCCUCCCGUUCGUCCGCCUCCUCUCUUGUUCUGCUCACACAGACCUGGCUUCUCCCUCUCCCUUUUUCAACGAAGAUCCUCUCUUACGUGUACCAGGGAGCUCCACUUCCAUCUUCGCUCCAUUGACUCUAUAGCCAAUACGGUCCACCCGCCGAAAAUGCAAGCUCAAAUCCUGGAUCUCUGUUUAUGCUUCCGGAUGACCACUCAUACAACUCAUAUGUCCCUUUGGCUCACUCUCCAAGGCUACCCCUCCUUACUCCUUAUCUUCGGUCUCAUUGGACUUGUUACUGAAAUUAAAGCUUCGAAGAAUCUGCUCACGUGCGCGCAUAAAAACCUGCCUCGUCCCUCUCCCCCCUCCUUUACCUCUACAACAUCGAUGAGAUCCUGCACUUGUCUCUCCAUCGCAAUCACUGGUGUAGCUUUGAUGCCCAUCAUCGCCUUGGGUUUCGAUCCCGAACUCACUGACUUGCAGUUUCUAUUUCAAGUGGGAGCCAUCGUCUACACGCUUUCAGCGGUCAUUGGAGGGAUCACUAGCUGGGUUUCGGGAUUGGUUGUCUGGGGGAAGUGCGUUGAGAAUGAACCAACUUGUCGAUGAUGGUAGCAUAGACCUGCGUCGAAUUUGCACAUGUCUUAUAAAAAAUU
Desarmillaria tabescens is the source of this 701-nucleotide messenger RNA. RefSeq lists its product as uncharacterized. The transcript is spliced from 4 exons. Lineage: Eukaryota; Fungi; Basidiomycota; Agaricomycetes; Agaricales; Physalacriaceae. The record is from RefSeq and is a predicted model, not a curated record. The coding region runs from base 217 to 654 and encodes 145 amino acids.